Messenger RNA from Arabidopsis thaliana (thale cress), 2841 nucleotides. RefSeq names its product sodium hydrogen exchanger 4 (gene NHX4). The record is from RefSeq and is marked reviewed. The coding region runs from base 193 to 1446 and encodes 417 amino acids. Lineage: Eukaryota; Viridiplantae; Streptophyta; Magnoliopsida; Brassicales; Brassicaceae. Gene Ontology annotation, cellular component: membrane; vacuolar membrane. Gene Ontology annotation, molecular function: antiporter activity; sodium:proton antiporter activity. Gene Ontology annotation, biological process: transmembrane transport; monoatomic cation transport; proton transmembrane transport. The transcript is spliced from 13 exons.
GGCUUCUCUGCAAAAAAAAUCUUUAUUUAUAUAUUUACGCCAUCUUUGGCGGUCUCUCGUCUUCGAUCGUCUCUUUGCUGUCCCUUCAACAGAACUGUUACAUCCCUCUCUACGACCAAACUGAAUCAUUCGAUCUUUCGAAUCUCGUCAUAACUCUGCCAGGAAAUAUACUCUUAAAGCUGAGAUUUGGAAAUGGUGAUCGGAUUAAGCACAAUGCUGGAAAAAACAGAGGCUCUUUUCGCUUCUGAUCAUGCAUCGGUCGUCUCCAUGAAUUUGUUCGUAGCUUUGCUUUGUGCUUGCAUCGUGCUUGGUCACUUGCUUGAGGAGACUCGGUGGAUGAACGAGUCAAUCACUGCUCUUAUCAUUGGUUCGUGUACUGGGAUUGUGAUCUUGCUUAUAAGUGGAGGCAAAAGCUCAAGGAUUCUUGUGUUUAGUGAAGAUCUCUUCUUUAUUUAUCUUCUUCCACCAAUUAUAUUCAACGCAGGGUUUCAGGUUAAGAAGAAGCAAUUUUUUCGCAACUUCAUGACCAUUAUGUUAUUUGGUGCUAUUGGAACUCUCAUUUCAUUUGUUAUCAUCUCAUUUGGUGCUAAACAUCUUUUCGAGAAAAUGAAUAUCGGUGAUCUUACCAUUGCGGACUAUCUAGCCAUUGGAGCAAUAUUCUCUGCUACAGACUCUGUUUGCACCUUGCAAGUGCUUAAUCAAGACGAGACACCUCUCUUGUACAGUCUUGUCUUUGGAGAAGGUGUAGUGAACGAUGCCACAUCGGUCGUGCUCUUCAAUGCAAUACAGAGAUUCGACCUCACAAAUAUCAAUUCAGCCAUAGCUUUGGAGUUUGCUGGAAACUUUUUUUACCUCUUUAUCUUAAGCACAGCACUUGGUGUUGCAGCUGGAUUGCUCAGUGCUUUUGUUAUCAAGAAGCUCUAUAUAGGAAGGCACUCUACUGAUCGUGAAGUUGCACUUAUGAUGCUAUUGGCUUACUUAUCAUAUAUGUUGGCAGAGCUAUUCCACUUGAGCUCUAUCUUGACUGUGUUCUUCUGCGGGAUUGUUAUGUCUCACUAUACAUGGCACAAUGUUACAGAUAAAUCCAAGGUCACUACAAAACAUACUUUUGCUGCAAUGUCAUUUCUAGCUGAGAUUUUUAUCUUCCUUUACGUUGGAAUGGACGCUCUCGAUAUCGAGAAAUGGGACGUUGUACGCAACAGUCCUGGUCAGUCGAUUGGAGUUAGUUCAAUACUUCUUGGGCUUAUUCUUCUGGGUCGCGCCGCGUUCGUGUUUCCACUUUCCUUCUUGUCCAAUUUAACAAAGUCUUCACCGGAUGAGAAAAUAGACUUAAAGAAACAAGUAACCAUUUGGUGGGCUGGUCUGAUGCGUGGUGCAGUGUCAAUGGCUCUUGCUUAUAACCAGGUUUUGAUCCGUGAACUACAAGAAACAAAGAUAAAAAAGUGAUCUUUGGGUUUUAAUAAGUUCCCAUGACUUAAUCUCUUCUCUCUGUUACAUCAUAGUUCACAACUUCAGGACACACCAAGGUUCUUGGGAACGCUAUCAUGAUCACCAGUACCAUCACUGUUGUUCUUUUCAGUACUGUGGUGUUUGGAUUGCUAACCAAACCGUUAGUCAAACAUUUGCAGCCUUCAUCAAAACAGUCCUCCACGACCGCGCUGCAGAUCACACUAAGAUCUUCUUUCCACGAUCCGAUCCUCCAUGAGCCGUUGCUCAGUACCCAAGGCCAGUCAGAAUACGACCCUGAACAACAUGUUAGCUUCAGAAUGUUCUGGAAAUCUCCGUCCAGGGCCAUUCAUCAUUACUGGAGGAAAUUCGAUAACGCAGUUAUGCGUCGCAUAUUUGGUGGCCGAGGCGUUUCACCAGUAGUUCCAGGUUCACCCAUUGAGAAUAGUGUUCCGCAAUGGAGUGAAGAAGUAGAAAACAAGGAACAAAACGGCGAACCUUGAUGACCAUAAUGACAUGAGUAAGAUCUUUGACUUGUUGAUCGCGUUUUUUGGCGUUGUUGGACGCAGACGCAACAUGGGCCGGCUCUAAUUUUUUGCCUCCAGUUUUGGUAUAAUGGUUUUGGAUGUGAGUUCUUAUUUGCCCGGUGUGAUUUUUUGGUUUGUGGUGUGAUUUUGUAAAGCCGGUCCGUUUUUCGUUGUUUGAGUUUGUGGUUUUGUUGAAAAAUUGUAACUGUCCAUGUAAAUAGGGACUGAUAUAGGGGUGACUUGAGUACACCUAGCUCAUAUGCAGACGUUAGCGUCUGCGUUUGGAGAUUCGAGUUUGCGUUGGUGGGACGUGAGCAGAUUUUUUAAUCUAAAGUUUGUGUACACUUUCUUGUACUUCUUAUACAAAACAAAGGGACACGAAUCUUUCUAAUGUUCAUAAUUUAUUACUGGGUUUUGCAAGAAACUUGUUGACAAUAUACAAAUAAACUGAUAACUUAUAUAUAAAUAUAACUUUUGAGAAAUCUAAUCUUAUUUUUAUGCUUGCACGUAUAUAAGGACAAAGUGAGUGGGUAUCAAUCAACCUUAUAGUAACAUAUACAAUCUUUCACGCAUAAAACCCUAUAAUGUGAAAACAAGAAACGUCCUUUACAUAUUUCUUCUCACCUAGAUAUUAUUAAUUUUAAUAUUGAGACUUUGAAACCCCAGAAAUAAGAUAAAGUGUGGGACAAGAAAAGAAGGCACCUUUUUUUGUUGUUGCUUUUAGCCGUGAGGCCAGCAUAUGCAGUAACUCACAUGCAUGCGCCUCUAACCUUGUGGCAUUUUAGGAAUUAUGCAAUAAUGCACUAUACUUAAAUACGUUAAUUCACAAAGUAAUACAUUCAUUCAGUUCAUAAACACGUCUCAAGAU